CGAUACCUGGUACCAGGACUGCGCGUACACGCUGUUCUUCUUUCUGCUCGACGUCUUUCAGUCCGUGGAGCCCUACAAAUCGGAGUACGAGAAUAAUGCCGACACGACCUGCUACGUCACGUGUACGGGCUUCGAUCGGGCGAAGUUUAUGGAGCGGCAGAAAGGCCGGGCCUUGCCGUGGAAGCGGUACCGGCGCUGCACCGCGACCUUUCUUGGUAGAAGGGCGCCGCGUGCUGCGGGGUUCGGGGGCGCCUCUCCGCUCCUCCUCCGCCGCCAAGACACGGACGAGUUGUCCACCGCUGCUGCGAGCAGUGCGCCAAGUGCAACUUCCGGCAGGGGACGGUGGACGGACGAUGGCGCUGCCGGAACAACUUCACCAGAACUGAAACCGGACGAGAGGACAUCAUUUACGACCAGGGCGGCGAAAGUCGAUCGCGAACAGGGGCAGGCUGCACAAGUUGAAACGGAAAAGGACAGAACCGCCAAAAGCAAAAAGCCGGAGGAGAGUGCAAGCGAAUCUGAUGCCUCGGACGUUGUUCAGGCAUCAAUCGAGAAGUCCGCGACAGAGGAAGAAGUAAUGGCAUCGAAGAACGAAGUCGCCGGCGAGGAUGAGAAACUCCAGUCAGCCGGAAGUGGUGAUUGUGCACGACCAGCUUGUUUGGAGGUACCAGGCGGAAGCGAUGGCAGUGAUAUUAAACGUGCUGCAACAGACGUCACGUCCUCGGCCCUCCAAAAUGUGUCGCAGCUCCAAGAUGAGACAGUUGAAGCGGCAAAGCAGCACGGGGAUGGCGCAACGGAAAGAAACGUGUUCAACAACGAGUGCAAGAACCACGGCAGUUGUACUGCGGCGGUGGACGACGUAGAAGUUGAAACAGACGAUGGGACAAGAAAUCGCUUCACGAUGUGGCGCGAGCCGUCCAGUUACGAAGUAUUUUUGCGACUCGCGGACGUGGUGCGGCAGGACCUCUCGUCGGAACAAGACCUGCAGGAGGCGCUGCAGACUUCGCUAUUAAGUACCGACACGUUGUAUGCCAUGUCUGUGUACGCGAAGGCAAUUAUCGCGGAGGAGCUGGAGAUCGAGCCGGAACACUUGUACUGCUUUCCGCUUGCCGACGCUCUUGGCCGCGGAGGACGCGAAGAGGAAACGAAGGCCUCCGUCCAAGCCCGGCUCCCGGAGAUUUGUGGCAAGAUUGAUCGGAUUCACAAGGUGUUUGACUACGUAAAUCGCAUGCGGCAAGUGGCGCAGAGCAGUCGCGAGAAGAAGGCUUCGGUGACCCUGAAACUGGCCCCCAUUCCCGUGACGGAAAUGUACCCGGACCUGAUCCGCACCAAGGUGUCGGCUGUCUGCUCCAGUGUGGAGUGGGUGCACUGCGAGCCCAUGAGCGUGGGCGCGGGCGCGUACGUGUGGCUGCAGUUCCGCGAACGGUGGCACUUGGAGGCGGUGCAGCGUGCGGUCAAGGAAAACGGGCUGUUCGGCUUUGGGGUAUCGGCCAAAGAGGUGCCCACCUUCUCCCUGCGCGAGCGCCGCGAGAAGGAGCGCCAAUGGGCGGAGCGGGCGCAGAACCAAUGGGGCAGUCGCAAGGGGAAGGGAAAGUCCGGAAAGGGGAAACAAGGUAAGCGCUCAGCUGCUGGUGGCAAGAAUCACAAGGGGAGCGCCGGCACCUCCAAAGGAGGAUCGUAAGAGGACCUUGUAAAAACUCUUGUUCUCUUUAUAGAUUGCGACAAUGUGAAUUGACCCGAGGACAAAGGAUGAACAAGUGCAACUCGUUUGAAGUAUUAAGUUGUACAGAGAAACAUGAAUCAUCACACAGCGACCGAGUAACGACGGUUUUCGAUGUCGCUCUCGAAAAUCGUGCGCUCAAAGACAAACGACUCAACAAACGACAAACAAGGAACUGAAGAUGAGCAUAGGAAUGAGUAAACCUUUGCAGCGGGUGAUACGAACGACAAUCAUAAAU
Messenger RNA from Amoebophrya sp. A120, 1958 nucleotides. Lineage: Eukaryota; Dinophyceae; Syndiniales; Amoebophryaceae. The record is from the annotation of a GenBank genome assembly.